Otolemur garnettii (small-eared galago) is the source of this 1665-nucleotide messenger RNA. RefSeq names its product zinc finger protein ZIC 5. Bases 244 to 1665 code for a protein of 473 amino acids. The transcript is spliced from 3 exons. Gene Ontology annotation, molecular function: RNA polymerase II cis-regulatory region sequence-specific DNA binding; DNA-binding transcription factor activity, RNA polymerase II-specific. Lineage: Eukaryota; Metazoa; Chordata; Mammalia; Primates; Galagidae. The record is from RefSeq and is a predicted model, not a curated record. Gene Ontology annotation, cellular component: nucleus. Gene Ontology annotation, biological process: central nervous system development; regulation of transcription by RNA polymerase II.
ACAAGCACAGGGGCGGAUCCCCGCUGGGUCGAGGGCCUGAACGGGAGCCAAUCGGGCAGCCGAGGCUGCUGCCAAUCACGCAGCUCCCUCCAAUCCCACCCGUGCCAUUUCCAAAAUCUCAGUUCCACUGUGCAGCUCAAAUGUGGUGUUCAUUCUGCCCAUCGCUGGAGGAUAGAGUGGGAACAGGAAUAAGGAGAGUUAGGAGGCCAGGACAAAAGAAGUUAAAGAGCGCCCAAUAUAUACAUGUUUUUGAAGGCGGGCAGAGGGAAAAAAGUCCCCCCAGUGAGGGUCUAUAGGCCUGAUUGUGUAGUUCUGAUGGAGCCCCCUAUGAGCAAGAGGAACCCGCCAGCGCUGAGAUUAGCGGAUUUGGCAACAGCUCAGGCCCAGCCGCUUCAGAAUAUGACAGGCUUCCCGGCGCUGGCCAGCCCGCCCGCCCACUCCCAACUCCGUGCCGCUGCCGCGCACCUCCGCCGGCGGGACCUGGGCACUGACCCCGGCGUGGCCAUCACUCCGCUCGGACCCGAGCACAUGGCCCAGACGAGCGCGCUGGGCCUCAGCCCUCCCUCCCAGGCGCUCCCGGCACACCCCGAGGCUCCGGCGGCCGCCGCCUGUGCUGCAACCUUGGUAGCGCACCCCAGCGCCAGCACCUACCCGGGUGGCGGGGGCAGCAGUGGCGCGCAGCCCUCCGCGCCCCCGCCCCCAGCCCCUCCUCUUCCUCCCUCCCCUUCACCCCCUCCCCCUCCUCCUCCUCCUGCCCUCUCGGGCUACACCACCACCAACAGUGGUGGCGGCGGCAGCAGCGGCAAAGGCCACAGCAGGGACUUCGUCCUCCGGAGGGACCUUUCCGCCACGGCCCCCGCGGCGGCCAUGCACGGGGCCCCGCUCGGAGGGGAGCGGCGGUCCGGCACCAGCUCCCCCCAGCACCCGGCCCCGCCUCCCCACUCGGCCGGCAUGUUCAUCUCGGCCAGCGGCACCUAUGCGGGCCCGGACAGCGGCGGCGGCCCAGCGCUCUUCCCCACGCUGCACGACACUCCCGGGACCCCCGGCGGCCACCCGCACCCGCUCAACGGCCAGAUGCGCCUGGGGCUGGCGGCAGCAGCAGCAGCAGCAGCAGGAAGGCGCCCAGGACGGUCGGCAGCCCUUAUCCGCCCGGCCCCGGGAAGUCGGGGAGGGCGAUGGGAAGGGGGGCCGGGCCUGGAGCUGGCCCGGCAGUGCCUUCCCAGGGAAAAGCCUUUCAAAUGUGAAUUUGAUGGCUGUGACAGAAAGUUUGCCAAUAGCAGUGAUCGCAAGAAACAUUCCCAUGUCCAUACCAGUGACAAGCCCUACUACUGCAAGAUUCGUGGCUGUGACAAAUCCUACACUCACCCGAGCUCUCUGCGGAAGCACAUGAAGAUCCACUGCAAGUCCCCACCACCUUCCCCAGGAACUCUUGGUUACUCGUCAGUGGGGACUCCAGUGGGUGCCCCCUUGUCCCCUGUGCUGGACACAGCUAGGAGUCGCUCCAGCACUCUAUCCCCUCAGGUGACCAACCUCAAUGAGUGGUACGUUUGCCAGGCCAGCGGGGCACCCAGCCAUCUCCACACACCUUCCAGCAAUGGAACCACCUCAGAGUCUGAAGAUGAGGAGAUUUAUGGAAACCCUGAAGUUGUGCGGACGAUACAUUAG